Oryzias melastigma (Indian medaka) is the source of this 2595-nucleotide messenger RNA. RefSeq names its product RRN3 homolog, RNA polymerase I transcription factor (gene rrn3). Bases 272 to 2095 code for a protein of 607 amino acids. Gene Ontology annotation, cellular component: nucleus. NCBI's taxonomy places the organism in Eukaryota, Metazoa, Chordata, Actinopteri, Beloniformes, Adrianichthyidae. Gene Ontology annotation, biological process: transcription initiation at RNA polymerase I promoter. The transcript is spliced from 17 exons. The record is from RefSeq and is a predicted model, not a curated record. Gene Ontology annotation, molecular function: RNA polymerase I general transcription initiation factor activity; RNA polymerase I core binding.
UUUUAGUGUAACACCGGUCCCUUACACGUUCCCAGCACGCGUCUUUCCGGUUGCUGUGUAAAAGAAGGGGGAACACCUUCAGACAAAAUACUGUACAGUCACAGACUCGUGUGUGUUCGUGGUUUGUUUGUUUUAAUAUGUAGUUCAACUUUCGCUACCAGAGAGCUUCAGUGUGAACGCAUCGAACAGUGAGAAUGCCGCUGGGCCGCACGUCUGCGUCUGCGCGGCGGCUGUAGCGGCGGGGCCCGGCCGGCCGGGUGCAUCGCGUGCGAUGGAGGAGGACAGGGACUUCCGGAACUCUGACCCGCUGAAAACGGUCCGGUUCGGGGGCACCGUGGCCGAGACGUUAGAGAAGCACCGACAGGGGGACUUUGGUGAUUAUGAGCUGCUGCAGCAUCAGCUGGCAGAUCCAGACAUUAAGGACGCUCAGAUCAUCAGCUGGCUGCAGGAGUUUCGGAGCUGCGUUACUUGGUUGAAGAAGGACCAUGAGCAGCUCAUUCAUACCAUCCUGAAGCUCCCGUGGGUCAGCCGGAGCCAGGCUGUUGUGGACGAGUACUUGGCCUUCCUGGGUAACCUGGUGUCAGCCCAGACUGUCUACCUGUGCGCCUGCCUCAAGAUGGUGGUCUCCCACUUCACCCCCAAGCGCGUGAUCGUCGUUGAGGAAGGAGUGGACAUUUCUGAUUCGGAUGAUGAAGAUGACAAUCUCCCCAGAAUCUUUGAUCGAAGUCAUGAUGCGCUGCAGCUGAUCAUCAGAUACGUGCCAUCGACAAGCCGCUUUCUUCUCCCCAUCCUGCAAGACAACUUCCCCUUUGUGCAGAAAUCCUCCAGAACCCUGGAGUGUUAUGUGCACAACCUGCUGAGGGUCACUGUGUACGCUCCGUUUGUGCGCAGAGACGUCCUGGAGUUGAUCGUGGGAAGGAUGCUGAAACUGGAUGUGAGUGUCUCCCGUGCAGAUUUGGAGGGAGCAGAGGAAGGCGUUCAGGAGCAGAGCACAGAGGAGGAGAGGCUCUUUGACAUGGAUGAAGACGCCCCGGCUGAACAGACAUCAGCGAUGAAGGUGACGGUCCACCCGGUGGGAGAGAGACUGGACACCCUGAUGACUGUCCUGAUGGCCUACAUAAAGGAUGUCUGCUAUGUGAAUGGGUCUUUCCAUGUGGACCGGUCCAAGGAGCUGUUCCGAGAUCUCCUGAGCAUCUUUGACAAGCUCAUCUUGCCCACACAUGCUUCCUCCCAUGUGCAGUUCACACUCUUCUACCUCUGCAGCUUCAGACUGGGUCUGACAGAGGCCUUCCUGGAUCACCUGUGGAGGAUCCUGCAGAACCCGUCCCAGCCUGUCGUUCUCCGUCAAAGUGCUGCCGCAUACUUGGGGAGCUUUCUUGCCCGAGCCAAGUUUAUUCCCAUGCUAACUGUUCGGGCCUGUCUGGAUUUGCUCGUCAGUUGGAUCCACGGCUACAUGGACAGUCAGGACCGCAGUGACAGACAGGUGUGCUGUGACAUCAGCCUGCAUGGACCUUUUUAUGCCUCCUGCCAGGCGCUCUUCUACACACUCGUAUUCAGACACAGAGCCAUUCUGGAGACCAGCAUGAAGAAAGGGCUGGAGUACCUCCAGAGUAUGAAUCUGGAGCGGGUUGUGAUGAGUCAGCUGAACCCUCUGAAAGUGUGCCUCCCAUCUGUUGCCCUCAUGUUUGCUGCCAUCACCAGGAAGUACCAGAUUGUUUUCUGCUACACCAUCCUUGAAAGGAACAGUCGGCAUGCACUUCCUGUGGUCCAGAGCUCCUCAGGGAGGGACCAUGUGAGCACCAACACCAACCCUCUGGACAGCUUCUUCCCCUUUGACCCCUACCUGCUCAAGAGGUCUGGGCUGAUGAUCGAGCCGCUGUAUCAAGUCUGGGAGGAAUUGGCAGACACGGAGCUGUUUCCCACUGAAACCAAGCAGCAGGGGUCGAAGGAGGAUGAGGACGACUUCCUGUGUGAGGAGACCCCCCCUGCAGAGCUCAUCCUGGGAAUGACUCCCAGCUCCUGCGGGUCCGACAUCUGCAGCCCGAGCAGCGUGGGCUCCCCCCCCCCAGGCAGGCCGUGGCCUUUUAGACUGUAGACCAGCAGAUCCCUCAGCUUACAUCUCUGACUUUGGCCGUGGGUCGAGUCCAAGCCAGCGGCAGGAUACAGGCACAGAGUCUGCAUCAUCUUUGUCACAAACCAGUCCUGCCUUUCCAAGGGAGGUUGCACUGCAGUGGGAGGUGGAGGGGUUCCAGCUCCCACCAGACCCAGUCUGCUUUCAGUCAAUAUUUCAAUUUGAGACUUCCCUCUGAGUGCAGCUCAGAUUCUCUUUUUUAGUUUGCUUUGUUCUCUACAAAUGUUGUCAUUAUUUAACACCAAUUUCCCAAAGAUGUGGCUUGCUAACUGAUGCUAUUUGUGUACAUUUUCAUAGUUUUAAAUGUAUCUGAAGCAGAUAAAAGCUGCACAGCCAUGUAUGUGCUUAUGAGUUUGUGUGGGUUUCUGAACCUAAAGCCUAUUUUAAAUGUAUAUAAGUAAUAUUUUGCUUUUUGACACAAAUGAGAGCUUUGAAAUAUAAAGAGAACAAACAAUCUUUCUAAA